Messenger RNA from Carassius carassius (crucian carp), 2932 nucleotides. RefSeq names its product far upstream element-binding protein 2-like. The record is from RefSeq and is a predicted model, not a curated record. Lineage: Eukaryota; Metazoa; Chordata; Actinopteri; Cypriniformes; Cyprinidae. The coding region runs from base 109 to 2064 and encodes 651 amino acids. Gene Ontology annotation, cellular component: nucleus; cytoplasm. The transcript is spliced from 18 exons. Gene Ontology annotation, molecular function: mRNA binding. Gene Ontology annotation, biological process: regulation of DNA-templated transcription.
CCCUCCUCCCAUGCGUUUGUCUCGCUCGUCUUCCCGCGUCUGCGCACCUCUGCCAGGCCUAGUGCUCCUCGCCGUCUCCCGCAAACCUUCACCCUCCAAACGGACAGCAUGUCUGAGUACAGCGCGGUGCCGCCAUCCGGUGCCGGAGCAGCUGGAAUCCAGAAAGACGCGUUCGCCGACGCGGUACAGCGCGCGCGGCAGAUCGCAGCGAAGAUCGGCGGAGACGUCGCCGGUCCCCCCAUGAGCAAUAACGGCGGAGCGGAGAGCUAUGCCUUCGCGGCUCAGAAGCGAUCGCUGGAGGACGGAGAUCAGCCGGAGUGUAAGAAGAUGGCGUCUGACAGAGACAACUCUUCAGCACUGUCUAUCGGAGCCCAGCUGGCUGCCCUUUCCCAGCAGAGCGUGCGUCCCUCUACUCUCUCAGAAGAGUACAGAGUCCCUGAUGGCAUGGUUGGCCUCAUCAUUGGUCGGGGAGGAGAGCAGAUCAGUAAGAUCCAGCAGGAGUCUGGCUGUAAGGUUCAGAUUGCUCCAGACAGCGGCGGUCUUCCAGACAGGAGUGUGACUCUCACCGGCGGCCCUGAAGCCAUCCAGAAGGCCAAGAUGCUGCUGGAUGACAUCGUCUCUCGGGGGCGGGGCACUCCUCCCUCCUUCCACGAGUCGACCAAUGGGAGCGGACACAUGCAGGAAAUGAUCAUUCCGGCAGGGAAAGCGGGUCUCAUCAUCGGCAAAGGAGGAGAGACCAUUAAACAGCUGCAGGAGCGUGCUGGCGUGAAGAUGAUUUUGAUCCAGGACCCUUCUCAGGGGCCAAACAUGGACAAACCUUUGCGCAUCAUUGGAGAUCCUUAUAAAGUCCAGGAAGCGCGUGAGAUGGUGCAGGAGAUUCUGCGAGAGCGGGACCAUCCCGGCUUCGACAGAAAUGAGUACGGCUCUCAAAUAGGAGGAGGAGGAGGUGGAGGAGGAGGAAUGGAGGUGCCCGUUCCGCGUCACUCUGUGGGCGUCGUGAUUGGCCGAAGCGGAGAGAUGAUCAAGAAGAUUCAGAACGACGCUGGUGUGAGGAUACAGUUCAAACCAGAUGAUGGAAGCGGUCCAGAAAAGAUCGCUCACAUAGUGGGUCCUCCGGACCGCUGCGAACAUGCCGCCAGCAUCAUCAACGAACUCCUGCAGAGCAUCAGAGUGCGAGAGGAAGGAGGGGGUCCUCCAGGCGCAGGUAUGCCUCCAGGUGGGCGUGGCAGGGGGCGUGGUCCAGGCAGCUGGGGCCCUCCUGGCAGUGAGAUGACCUUUUCAAUCCCCGCCCACAAAUGCGGUCUGGUUAUCGGCCGAGGCGGCGAGAACGUGAAGGCCAUCAACCAGGAGACGGGUGCCUUCGUGGAGAUCUCUCGCCAGCCGCCGCCCAACGGUGACCCCAACUUCAAACUGUUUAUCAUCCGGGGAUCUCCUCAGCAGAUCGACCACGCCAAACAGCUGAUCGAGGACAAGAUCGAGGGUCCCCUGUGCCCUGUUGGUCCUGGACCGGGUGGACCGGGCCCCGCUGGACCCAUGGGCCCCUACAACCCGAACCCGUACCAACCCGGACCCCCCGGUGGACCGCAACACGGUGGUCCUCCUGGUGGUCAGUAUCCUCAGGGCUGGGGCAACACGUACCAGCAGUGGCAGCCGCAGGAUCCCAGUAAAGCAGCAGUGGAUCACAAUGCGGCGUGGGCAGCUUAUUAUGCACAGUACUACCAGCAGCCUGGAGGGGGCGCCAUGCCUGGACAGACGCCUGCGGCCCAACCGGCUGCUCCCGCUCCUGCUGACCAGAGCCAGGCUGCUCCCGGAGCCGCUCAGCCCGACUACACCAAGGCCUGGGAGGAGUACUACAAAAAGAUGGCUGCUGCAGGAGGAGGAGGAGGAGGAGGAGCUGCUCCCGCCGCAGGAGCAGCUCAAGCCACAGGAGCUCCAGCAGCAGGACAGACGGACUACAGCGCCGCAUGGGCUGAAUACUACAGACAGCAGGCUGCUUAUUACGGACAGACGGGACAGGCCGCGGGACAGCCAGGCGCCACACCACAGGGCCAGCAGGCGCAGUGAAGUGACUUUUGAGCUCUCGUCCGUCCUGCUCCUUCCCUUCAUCCUGUCACUCUUCUCUAACAAAAGGACUUCUCUUCCAGUUUCAUUUUUUUUUUUUCUUUCUUUCUCGUGUCCAGCUGAAAAGCUCUGUGACUCUUUCUCCUCUGAAGCCGGAUUUCUGUCUUUAUGAAACGUUACUGCUUCAGACUCUCUUGUUCCUCCUCCUGGUUUUAGCUGGAUUCACAAGCGCUGAUGGACUAAACUCAAACUCUGCCUUCCCCUUCACACACACGCUUCAUCCCUCGCAUCAGUGUGACUCAUGUCCAGGAGACACAAGGGAAAGCUAACUUUCUCACAUGAGCGUGCACUUCCUGUAUUUGCAUUAAAAAAAAAAUCUUUUUGAGGAAACAGGUGCAUUUAGAGGAAACCUUCAGGUGUUAAUAACUACUGUGUUUCAAACUCAAUGAGUAACCAUGUCUUUUUUUUUUUUUUUUUUUUAAUGCUAUUUUGCUUUUAGUCCUUUUUUAAGUUGAUUUUGAGCUGGAACAUUCCCAUUGUUUAACGUGUUCUUUAUUUCUAUUCAUUUAGUGAGUUUUUCUUUUUAAUGUGAUAAAAAUUUUCUCCUGUGAUAUCAAAUGGGGUUUCAGUCUCUGAGUGUAUCUCGUGUGUGUGUGUGUGCGCACGAGUAUAUAUGUUCUGACACUGAAACUCAAGACGUGUUGCUCCUCACUCUGUGAAAAGAGGGUUUCUUUUUUUUCUCCCACCUUCCCAAGUUAUUGGAAGUCAUGAUGUUAUAAAUAUAUAAAUUGUAUGCUUUUUUUUUUUUUUUUACUGCUUGUUUUUAAAAACCACAAAAUAAACAUUACAAAAUCCUCAUCUGAUCACAUGA